This is a messenger RNA of Artibeus jamaicensis (Jamaican fruit-eating bat), 3486 nucleotides long. Its product is annotated as folate receptor beta-like. Gene Ontology annotation, cellular component: external side of plasma membrane. Gene Ontology annotation, biological process: sperm-egg recognition; fusion of sperm to egg plasma membrane involved in single fertilization; cell adhesion. Gene Ontology annotation, molecular function: signaling receptor activity. NCBI's taxonomy places the organism in Eukaryota, Metazoa, Chordata, Mammalia, Chiroptera, Phyllostomidae. The record is from RefSeq and is a predicted model, not a curated record. The transcript has 4 exons. The coding region runs from base 98 to 766 and encodes 222 amino acids.
CUGUUGUUUGGUAACAAUAGCACCUCUGCUGCUGCUGGCCUGGCUUUCAGCCGCCACGUGCAGUGCCCGAGAUGGGACAGAGCUGCUCAACGUCUGCAUGGACACCAAACACCACAAGGCCAAGCCAGGCCCUGAGGACAAGCUGCAUGACCAGUGCAGUCCCUGGAGGAAGAACGCCUGCUGCUCCCCCAGCACCAGCCAGGAGCUGCACAAGGACUCCUCCCUCCUGUACAACUUUAACUGGGACCACUGUGGCAAGAUGGAGCCCGCCUGCAAGCGCCACUUCAUCCAGGACACCUGCCUGUAUGAGUGCUCCCCCAACCUGGGGCCCUGGAUCCAGCAGGUGAACCAGAGCUGGCGCAAAGAACGCUUCCUGAACGUGCCCCUGUGCAGAGAGGACUGUGAGAGCUGGUGGGAAGACUGCCGCACCUCCUACACCUGCAAGACCGACUGGCACAAGGGCUGGAACUGGACCUCAGGAUCUAACAAGUAUCCAGCUGAGGCUGUCUGCCGCACUUUCGAGUUCUACUUCCCCACACCUGUAGCCCUGUGUGAGGGCAUCUGGAGUCACUCCUACAAAGUCAACAAGUACAGUCGAGGGAGUGGGCGCUGCAUCCAGAUGUGGUUUGACCCAGCGCAGGGCAAUCCCAAUGAGGAGGUAGCGAGGUUCUAUGCCAUGACCAUGAAUUCUAGGGCCCAGACCCAUGGGAUUGGGCCUCUCCUGCUCAGCCUGACCCUGAUGCUCCAACUCUGUCUCCUUGGCUAAGUUGCUCCCACUACUGAUACCCAGACAUUUUCCUUGCCUGCACCCAACCUGGGUGACAUCAGCUCAGCCCAGUUCAUCCAGCUCUCUCAAUCAGGAGCCUCACAAUGCCCUGGUCAUUCAUUCCUUAUCCAGGAUGGGUACUAUGAGGUUUCUGUGACAGCCUAUUCAAAUAGAGAGAUCCACUUGUGUCUUGUGUGUUGUAAAUAACUUGAGGAUGAAUAAGUUGUGGGGUGGAACAUGCCUCAUUGAUUCAUCAUUCCUGUUGAGGGGACCCAAGAAAGGCUGGGACCAUCUUGAAAUUCACCAGCAAGUAGGGAAUGUAACUUGAUCCCUCUGGGAUCUGGGCUCUUAGCUCUUCGCCAGGCUUCCCUUAUGCUAAGUUCGUCUUCUUGGCAUCACAAAGGAACGAGGGGAUUGGUGGAGGGAAAGUGGGCAGAAAUUGGCAGAUAAGUUAUUGGGUUUCUGAUGUGAAAAAUGUUUCUUUCCUUAUCCUUCUCUUACUAGAUGUGGCCUGGGAUGGAAAUAUUGGUGGAAGGGUCUCAAUAAUGAACACCUGCAUUAUUUCCUUUUUAAAAGAUGACCAAUUAAUGCUACAGUGGAUAAUUUUGUCCAUAGUACUUUGUUAUGCUUGAAUUCCAGAAGAGGGAUUGCUGGGACAAGGAGUAUAUGGAUUUCUAAUUUUGAUAGUUACAGCUUUACAGGGGUAGCGUCGCUGUGGUCCCGACCAGCAAUGCAUGAGUGCCUGGUUCCUUGCAUCCUUGUCAACACGCUGUGACGUCAGACUUCUGAUUUUCUGCCAAGCUGAUGGGCACUGUUUUCUUUUGCCAUGUGCCUUAUUGAUACAGGGUGCAGCGGGGGGGGGGGGGGGCAAAAAAAGAUUUGGAAUGGUGUCCAGAAUUCAAAGUGUAUAGGAAUAUUAGAGAGACAUGUAAGAUGUCCUCACACCUCCCCCCAGGGGGAAGUAACAAAUGGAGCCAGGCCAUUGAGAGCUGUUUUGCAUAGCAAUAGUUUUGCAGCUAACCUCUGGAAUGGCUAUUUGACAUAUCUAUAACCUUUAACUGGUUUCAUAGAUAUGUUAAAUAGCAGUGGCCAAGUUUGGAGCCAGGGAGAAGGUAGUGGCUGAGACUCAGGAUGGAACUAGGGGCUGCGCUCCUGAGUGAGGGUGCUUGUGUGAGAGCUUGGAAAAAGAUGGGCUCCAGGACAUGAGGGGAUAACUGCCCAGGUGAAAGGGAAAACCACGCAGCUUUGCCAGAAUGGAGAUCCCUGCAGCCAGGUGAAGAAGAAAGCCACAUGCUUUUGGUGGAGUGCAGACUCCUGCAGCUUUGGUAGAAGAGGCCCACGCAGCUUUGGGGUGCCCCCUUUGGCCGCGGGGCCUGAAAAGCAAGAGAGACUUUGACUGGAACUGGGUACAAAGGACUCUUGCCAGUGGACCAUGAGAGGGUACCACAGUACUUUGGAUUAACUAGAGAUCCUGCCUGCACGGUGACACAGCUGACGGUGCCAGUGGCCUGCAACACAGACGUGUGCUCUUUUUCUGAUUUACGGUACCUGGAAUGGGACAGUGGGAGAAGGGAGAGCUGUGGGGGUGUAGGUGUAUACCCGAAAGGACUGCUAUUUAAGUGGUGGCAUUAGGCCUGAAUAGCAUUAAAUAACAUUUUGUUUCCUUUUCACAAAUCUCUGGCAUUGAGAGAUGUCUUUCCAAUUGGUGGCAGACAGAAGAGCCCAGUAGAUAUUAGUAUUCUGUCCUUGGAAGGGGCCCCUGUUGUUCUGUAGCAGUUUUCGGCAUCCCUAGGUGGGCCAAAUAUUGUAUUGCCCCUCCCUCGGACCUCUUGUUCGGUAACAUUUUCACGAGAACACAGUUUCUGAGAUAUUUCUGUAUCAGUCUGUUGAGAUCUAGUUCAUGCUUUUUCACUGCUGUACAAUAUUUUCUAUGUACAUGUCACCUUCAGUUCAGUCACCGACUGAUGAAUAUUUAAGAGGAGGUUCUUUCAUGACCUUGACAUUCUUGAAAAGCACAGGCCAGUUAUUUUGUAGAAUAUGCCUCAUUUAGAGUUUAUCUGUUUCCUCAUCCCUAGACCAAAGCCGUGAGUUUCCGACACAAAUACCCCAGAAGUAACACCCUGUCGUUCUUGCUGCGUCACAGUUGGAGGCGCAUGGUGUCAGGCUGGCCACUGAUGGUGGCAACCGGUCCAGGGUUUUUUACUACAUUUUCCCCUUUAUAAUUAAUAUGUAUAUAUGGUAGGGAGAUACUUUGAGAACUGUAGAUAUCCUAUUUGUCAGCAAACUUGAACUCCUCACUUUUACUGACAUAUUUUUUAAAAAGUAGAAAGAAACACCAAAAAUGUCUUCUUAGAUGGCAGCUCCUUACCAACCCUGGAAUGCUUUUCAAUGUGUCUGUUGGAAAAGCCAAACUUCUUCAAUGGCAUAGAAGGCCUUGCCCAUCCCCCCUACUUGGUUACAUGUCAAAUGAUUGCCCCUCCAUUGUCCCACACGUGAGCUCCAUUCACAUUUUCACUCUGGGGCCUUUACUCCACCAGUUCCCUCCCUGUGCUCCUGCAAUGUUCUUUUAUCGUCGGCAUGUUCUUUCCUGGUAGCCACUUAGAUUUCAAAUUAAAAUUUCCCCCUAAAAUGACUUCUGACCCUCUAAACAAAAGCAGUCUUCCAGGCAUUUUUUUGUUUGUUUGUUUGUUUCUUUUCUUUUUUAAUCCUGGGGGGGAAGA